Messenger RNA from Cyprinus carpio (common carp), 1425 nucleotides. RefSeq names its product mast cell protease 1A-like. Gene Ontology annotation, biological process: proteolysis. The record is from RefSeq and is a predicted model, not a curated record. Gene Ontology annotation, molecular function: serine-type endopeptidase activity. NCBI's taxonomy places the organism in Eukaryota, Metazoa, Chordata, Actinopteri, Cypriniformes, Cyprinidae.
AUCAUGACAAUUUUCAUUUUUGGUAGAAUUAACAGGAAUACUUGUUUUAACAUCAUAAUUUUGCAGAUGUUACAUUUAAUUAAACAGAAGAAACAUCCAGGAAAUGCUGUGGUUUGCUGUGUAAAGGGAGGCUUGCCCUUUUACAUUGAGUAGUUUAAAAGUCAGUGACACAUUUUCAGUGUUCCACAAGCACAAUGACUGGCUUCACUGCUAUUCUGUUCGCCACAGCUGUGACCACACUGCACAUCACAGUUGUGGUUGGAGAUGACAUAAUCAAUGGGAAAAAAGCUUCAAAAAAUUCCUUGCAAUACAUGGUCUCAGUACAGAACAAUAAAAAACAUGACUGUGGAGGAUUUCUGAUAAAUCCUCAAUAUGUGCUCACAGCUGCACACUGUGCAAGUAAAGAGAUGACUGUCGUUGUUGGUGACCAUAAUAUUUCUCCAAGGAAAAAUCUAAAAAGAUUUGAUGUUGUUCGCCAAUUUAUACCAAAAACAUUUAAAAACUUUAAGAUGGGUAAUGACAUCAUGCUUCUAAAGAUUUCCAGGAAAGCAGUUUUGGGAGGAAAGGUGAAGACGGUGAAAAUCCCACAUCAACAUUACAGUGUUAAAAACAAUACCCAGUGCUUGGUUGCUGGAUGGGGUUCUACUAAACAGCGUGAAAAAGUUAAUGACCUUUUUGCCUUGAAUGUAACAACUGUUGACAUCCACGACUGCAAGGAAGCGUGGAAGAAAUACAAAGAAAACAUCACACAACUUCCACCAAACAUCAUCUGUGCUGGAGGAUAUAAACAGAACAGAGGAGUGUGCUCGGGUGAUUCUGGAGGCCCGUUGGUGUGCAAUUCAGUGGCAGUGGGCAUUGUUUCCUUCAACAUAAAGGGGUGUAAAUAUCCUGAUGUACCGAAUAUCUACACUGACAUUUCGAAAAAUGCACGUUGGAUCAAAGCAAUGAUGAAGAAAAAUUAAACUUAAGAUUUUUGUGUUUACAGCACUUGCAAAUUAUGCUUAAUCAUACAAUACUGACCAGAUAAAAUUGUUUUGCUGAUGACUUGUCUCUGAAUUUUCACAAUUGCCACUUCUGUGCAUGCAAAUUGUUGUUUAUGAGAAAAAAUGCCUCAAAAUGCCCAUGCUUUUGUGUAUAUUAUGGGUUACAAUAAUAAUGCAUUUAUACACGACCCAGUAAAUCAGGGAUGGAUAGUACAUCAGAUGCCUGUGACUGAAUUUUGUUUUUUGAAAACAAAACUCUUUUCUCAGGGGGGAUUCUGGAGGGUGUGCAAUUAUGACGCAGUCGGUGUGGUUUCAUUCAAUGAGAAAGACAACUGUGACUCACCUAGUAAACCAAAUGUCUACACCAAGAUUUCCAAAUUUCUAAAAUGGAUAAAUGCUAUUCUUGAAGGUGUGAAAUAAAAACUUGAUGAAUAAACUUCAA